Molecule: messenger RNA, 3411 nt
Organism: Stomoxys calcitrans (stable fly)
Lineage: Eukaryota; Metazoa; Arthropoda; Insecta; Diptera; Muscidae
Product: leukocyte tyrosine kinase receptor-like
Exons: 11
Coding region: 1-3411 (1136 amino acids)
Biological process (GO): protein phosphorylation; positive regulation of kinase activity; multicellular organism development
Cellular component (GO): signaling receptor complex; membrane
Molecular function (GO): ATP binding; transmembrane receptor protein tyrosine kinase activity
Source: RefSeq, a predicted model, not a curated record
AUGGCUGGUUUACUGUUUGUCUUUAUGACGCUUAUGUGUAUUGUGACACUAGCGCUGGAAUUGGAGCCUUACCAUGAAUAUAGUUUUUCUAAAUGUGAUAAAACAAAGAUUUAUUUUCAACUGAGAACAGACUUUCUCGAAGAGAAGUUUCGUCUUAAAGCGAAAAUUUCCAUUGAAACAGAUUGUUCAUUCGAUGGACCAUGUGCUUGGAAAUGGAGUGACACAGCAUCAUCCUGCAUUGCCUUAGUAUCUCAAGUACCAGAAUUUUACAACACUGGGAAAAGUGAUUUAUCCCCUGUCAUCACUAAAGGCAGUAGAAACUAUUACUUUUUGUUUGCUAUUUUACUGCCCUCAAAUACUGUGCAAAGAAUUAUAGAAUCGCCCCAGUUCGGAAUCACCGAUGAGACAUGUGCUCUGGAAUUCUUAAUAGUGCAACAAGGAUUGGAGCAUGGCUUGCUACAAGUUAUUGUAGAAUAUACGUCUGAGGACUCAUGGAUAGUGGCCAACAUAUCUGCUUCCAAUUAUACACAGUGGGCUAAAAACACCUUAAAUCUAGGAAAAAUUCAUCGAAAGUUUAGUGUAAUAUUUCAAUUUUACUCACUUGUUCCCAACAAGCAGUCGACAUAUAUUGGCUUGGAUAAUUUGCGAAUGGUCAAUUGUUUCGCAGAGAAACACUGUGAAAUCCCACAGAAGCUGUGCACAAUUGGCGGAAAACUAGCUUGCAUUGAUUUAAACCAAAUUUGUGAUUUAAGAUACGACUGUGAUCAAAGAGAAGAUGAAUUUCUCAACUGUGAUAAAAUACCUCCUGGUGGCCGUUGCGAUUUCGAGAACGAUUUGUGUGGGUGGUAUGUAUCUAACACCACAGCACACUCCUGGACUCGUGGUGCAUACAACGAUGACCCGUUUGUAGAAGAAAAUACUGGAUACUACAUGUAUUUUGACAUGAAUUCUACUCGAAAGGAAAAUGGUGAUAAAUUCUACAACAAUGCUACACUGACUAGUCCCAUAUUUAAUCCACCACCUUCUCUGCUGGGCGAACAACAUUCUGCAUAUUACAAUUCUUGUGCGAUGAGAUUCAAAAUAUCCGCAGAACUGCAAAAAGGAUCCGUUUAUCUCCAACUGGUAAUUGUACAUAUACAAGAAAAGGAAAAUAUUACCAUGUCCUUAUGGAUGAAAGAUGAAUUGUACAAAUCUAAAGUAGAAACUGUAUCACUAAAUGUAAAGUCAAGGAUAAUCAUUGAUAAUAUAUCUUUAUCGCCGCAAUGUUUUGGCAUCAAUAUUCCAACGGAACAGUUGAAUGGUUAUGACUAUUGGAAGUAUUCGCACCUAAAACAUAGAACGCAUAAGGAUUUUCAAUUUAAAAAUUAUCUAAAAUUUGAAUCUUGCGACAAUCGCGGAAGGAAUGGACCAACGCAAUCCCAAUGCGAGGCCUUCUAUACCAAGCACAACCGUAAUACUGUUUUGAAGGAUAUUCAAGUUAUAAGUCAAUCGCCCUUCAAAGGUUUUCAACGUUGGAAAGUGCCACAUGAAGGCUUUUAUACAUUUAUUGUUAGAGGAGCUUUAGGCGGCGUGAGCUCAAUAGGAAUUAAAUCUACGCGGGGUGCUGAGGUUGUUGCUGUUAUGAAACUUUUAAAGAAUGAAGAAUUGUAUCUUGUGGUAGGCCAACAAGGGGAGGAUGCUUGCCCAAAGUCUUCUGAUUUCACAAGAAAAUCAUGCCCACUUUCGGGUGGAGGUGGUGGUGGAGGUUCCUUUGUUUUCUUAUUGGACUCGGAUACCAACGAUAUCAGCCCUUUAUUGGUAGCAGGUGGAGGCGGUGGCGGAAGUCCUUUUGGUGUUGGCUAUAACGUUAUGGGACUGUUGGAAAAAGCUAUGGCAUCCAGUGACUUCAUACAUAUUAAAGAGUCAAAUGCAUCCCUUAAACAAGUUAAUGAUUCCAUCUUCCAAGGGGGAAAAGAUGGAAGGACUUGCUUACUUGGCAAGUCUAUAGAAUUUCAAGCAUCUAGCGAUGGUGGUUUUGGUGGUGGAGAAAGUUCUGGCUGUUUCACCGGAGGCCAUGGGGGUGGCCAUGCUAGGGUUGAUAUUUUUCCAAAUAGUUCAUACGGUCAAAGUGGCUCCUCCUACAUUGAUGCGCUACGUUCGCUCAGCGAAACAAAUGUUAUACGUGAACGCAUUGAUUUCGAUAACGGUUCAAUAAUAAUAAUACCAGCUACGGAGGGAUGUGGCUGUGAUUAUCUGUGUAUAGCACUGGAUGAGAGUAGGUCAUCAGUGAAAUGUAUUUGCCAAAGUGAUGGAAGUGGAAUUAACAAUACCUAUAUUUGUGCCGCGGCUUUGGCCAAUGUAGCAGAGCCUUCAAACAUUUCGAUUUAUUGGAUAAUGGUAUUUGUACUUAGCUUAGUAUUUGUAGCUUCAUCGGUUGUUUUUGCGUACAAGCUGUACCAAAGGAGAAUAUCGUUGCAUGAAAAUCAAAAUUCGGCACAAAAUUUGCAGUUAAGAAGCAUACUUGAGAGCAACGAUGAAGGUGAUUUAAGCAAUUAUGGUUUUAGUUCCAUUAAUUUUGAUGUAGAGAGGUUGUCUCAGUUGAUUCGGGGAAAUGUAAGUCUAAUCAAAGUUUUGGGCCGAGGGGCUUUCGGUGAAGUCUAUCAAGGUUUAUACCGUCACAGAACCGAUGAAGCUGAAAUGGCAGUGGCUGUGAAAACCCUGCCUGAAAUAUCAACUCGCCAUGCCGUCAGAGAUUUCCUAUUGGAGGCUGUUAUUAUGGCAAAUUUUGAUCACCCCAACAUUGUGCGUCUCAUAGGUGUCUGCUUUGAUAGCCAUCCUAAGUUUAUUGUGCUUGAGUUACUGGAAGGUGGAGAUCUUAAGAAUUUUUUGCGAGAAGUACGGCAAACACCAAAUAAUCCUUUGCCAUUGACAAUUGAUGAUCUGGUCCAGUGUGCUAUCGAUGUGGCCAAGGGUUGUGAAUAUAUGGAAAACCGACACUUUAUACACCGUGAUUUUGCCGCCAGAAAUUGUUUACUUAGCACCAGAGAAGCUAAGCGAGCUGUAAAGAUAGCUGAUUUUGGUAUGGCCCGGGAUAUUUAUAGCAAUGAAUAUUACCGCAAAGAAGGCAAGGCUAUGUUGCCCGUGAAAUGGAUGCCACCAGAAGCUCUUUUUGAAGGCAUAUUUACCUCCAAAACUGACGUUUGGUCAUUUGGAGUUUUAUUGUGGGAGGUUUUUAGUUUGGGUUUAGCACCAUUUAUCGGGUUGUCCAAUUCUGAGGUUAUGGAAAUAAUCAACAGUGGCGGUCGUUUAGGUGCUCCGCCAGGAUGUCCGCCGAACAUAUACGAAAUAAUGAUCGAUUGCUGGAAUCCUAUACCUGAAGAUCGUCCAACAUUCUUUAGCCUUUUAGAAAGACUCAACACUUUGACUCUGUAA